Malaclemys terrapin pileata is the source of this 1301-nucleotide messenger RNA. It is a transcript of the gene LSM4, whose product is annotated as LSM4 homolog, U6 small nuclear RNA and mRNA degradation associated. Gene Ontology annotation, cellular component: U6 snRNP; spliceosomal tri-snRNP complex; P-body. The transcript has 5 exons. NCBI's taxonomy places the organism in Eukaryota, Metazoa, Chordata, Testudines, Emydidae. Bases 192 to 608 code for a protein of 138 amino acids. Gene Ontology annotation, molecular function: U6 snRNA binding. The record is from RefSeq and is a predicted model, not a curated record. Gene Ontology annotation, biological process: nuclear-transcribed mRNA catabolic process; mRNA splicing, via spliceosome; spliceosomal snRNP assembly.
UAAUGCGGACGCCUCGCGCCAUUCCUGCCUUGGCGCCCGCCGCCCUUUGCGGCACCGUCGUAAAACGGCGGCUGUCGCUUGGCGGCUGGCGCUGAGGACUGGGCCGGGCCCGGAGUCGCUCGGAGUUUAUUGGCUCGGGGCCGCGGCGGAGGCGGUUUGAGCGGCGGGGCCCGCGCGGCCGGAGCGGGAGGAUGCUUCCUUUAUCCCUGUUGAAGACUGCACAGAACCACCCUAUGUUGGUGGAAUUGAAAAAUGGUGAAACGUACAACGGUCACCUAGUGAGUUGCGAUAACUGGAUGAACAUCAACCUUAGAGAAGUCAUCUGCACAUCAAGGGAUGGAGACAAAUUCUGGAGAAUGCCAGAGUGUUACAUUCGCGGCAGCACAAUUAAAUAUUUGCGUAUCCCCGAUGAAAUCAUUGACAUGGUGAAGGAGGAGGUGGUGUCAAAGGGCAGAGGUCGUGGUGGCAUGCAGCAGCAGAAACAACAGAAAGGCCGAGGAGGUGGAGGUGCCGGGCGAGGAGUGUUUGGUGGUCGUGGCCGAGGGAUACCAGGGAGUGGAAGAGGGCAGCAGGAAAAGAAGCCAGGCAGACAAUCUGCAAAACAAUGAGACUCUGUACCUUUGCCAGAGACAGUGUUGGGAGGCUAUAUGGUUUUGUCACCUCCGGAUUGCCAUGUGUAUAAAGGUGUUAGAUUUCUAAACUUCAAUUAAUCAAGCUAAACAAACUCUGAAUCAUCAUGCAACUUGUCAGCCCCCCAGAUCCCAGUCUGCUGGUAAAGCUAGGUAAUUGCGGUCACUUUUUUAGCCAGUAAAUCCAUAAUUGGAAAGAUUUGGGUUCUCUUUUCAGUUUGGUAAAGGAGGUGACUUCAGUAGACUCUCUCUCUCCUGAGAAGUUACAUUCUGUUUAAUUCUUCAGGCUCACUCUAUUUUUAAUACACACGGAAAUGUUGUCCCUUGUAUGUUUUAAGAACUUGUGUAAACAUUUUGAGGACAGUUUGGUUUUGUUCUUUGUUUUAUACUUGAAAUCAGAUUUGGGAUGUUUUUACAUCUGUUGCAUACACACAACUUUUUAGUUAGAAAAACUGAAAUCGAGGACAUUGUAUCUUUGCUUAAGAGCUGUCUCAAAGAUUCUUUUUUUUUUUUUAACGCCUUUUUUAACUAGCCCUCUGUUUCUGAUGAAGCAGUGGUCCCUCUCUACCAUGCCUUGGACCAUAGGCCAAGGGGAAAACACUCUUGGGUUGUGUGAUUUAAAAACUGAAAAUAAUAAACCUACUAUUACAGGUUCUCAAAUCACAUCACUAA